Messenger RNA from Funneliformis geosporum, 172 nucleotides. The record is from the annotation of a GenBank genome assembly. Lineage: Eukaryota; Fungi; Glomeromycota; Glomeromycetes; Glomerales; Glomeraceae.
AGAUAAAAAAAUAAAGUGUUCAGAAGGCCCACCAUGCACAAAUUGCAAGAAAAAGGGGAUUAAUUGCAUUUAUGUGCCUGGAAAGAAACGUGGUCGGAAAGUGAAACGCGAAAAAACUGAGUCCUCAGUAAAUAUUGAUGAAAAGCAAGAAGAAGAUCCACAAGGAUCAUAG